AUGGCAGAGUCAGAAGCCAAGGUGAUAACACCAACCGCAGCAGCCAGUAUAAGCCCAAAGAGGGACGCUGCGAAUAGAGUCUCAACCAGCAACAUUGACAACGAAGACCCGCCUUCCUUUGGGCUGCCAGCAUGGCGCAAGUAUCUGAUUCUUUUCUCGGUCAGUUGGAUGACAUUUGUCAUCACGUUUUCAAGCACUGCAUUACUUCCAGCCAUGCCCGAAAUCAGCAGUGAAUUUUCGAUAUCUAACGAGUCCGUUGCCGUCACCAAUUCCGGCGUUUUGCUCGCUAUGGGAUUUUCGUCCUUUCUCUGGAUCCCCAUUGGUCUACUGAUUGGGAGGCAGCGAGCCUAUAACUUGGCCAUUUUCUUUCUCUGUGCUUGCUCGUGUGGCACCGCCGUGGCAACAAAUAUGGCUAUCUUUACGGCCAUGCGUGUUUUGGGCGGUUUCACCGGGACGUAUUUUAUGGUGGCUGGUCAGACCAUCUUGGCCGACAUCUUUGAGCCGGUCGUUCGGGGCCGGGCUGUGGGGUUUUUUAUGGUGGGAUCCGUCAGUGGCGCUGCUUUCGCACCAUGUCUUGGCGGCAUCAUUGUCACUUUCACGCAUUGGCGCAUCAUUUUCUGGGUUCAAGUUGCAAUGGCUCUGCUUGGACUUACGAGCUCUCUGGUCUUCAUUCCCAAUAUAGAUAAGAUGAACAAAUCCACUCAAGCCAAUUCAGAGGAAAUUGAGAAGCCCAAGAAAUCGAUACUGUCUCGUUUCAAUCCCGUGCGAGUCUUUACUUUGCUAAUUUAUCCGAAUAUUUUCCUCGCUGAUUUGACGUGUGGCCUCCUAUCUUGGUUUCAAUACAGCUUGUUAACCUCGGUUCGCGACGUAUUUAACCCUCGAUUUAACCUUACUUCCGCCCUAGUCAGUGGCUUGUUCUAUAUCGCCCCCGGAGCUGGCUUUCUAUUUGGGAGCGUCAUCGGUGGCAAACUGUCGGAUCGCACUGUGAAGAAGCACAUCGAACUCCGCAAUGGAUUACGUCUGCCUCAAGAUCGACUCAACAGCGGAAUUUCCAUGAUUAUGGUUGUCUUACCAAUAUCCGCGCUAAUAUAUGCGUGGACGUUGGAAGAAGGAGUCGGCGGUAUGGCUGUUCCCAUCAUCAGUGCGUUCUUUGCCGGGUUUGGCUUGAUGGGGACAUUCAACAGCUUGAACACGUAUACAGCAGAGGUUAUCCCUGCAAGCAAAGCUGAGGUUAUCAGCAGUAAAUAUCUGGUGCAGUAUUGCUUUGGAGCUGGCGCCACUGGCGCCAUCAUGCCUUUGAUCAGUGCCAUCGGGGUUGGCUGGACAUUCACAAUAUCCGUUUGUAUGUGCUUUAUUGGCGGUGGCUUCACAUUCCUCGUCAGCCGAAAGGGUCUAGACAUGCAAAAAUGUGUCAUACAGAAGAUCGGUAAAAGGUCGUAA
Messenger RNA from Talaromyces atroroseus, 1440 nucleotides. RefSeq lists its product as hypothetical. Gene Ontology annotation, biological process: transmembrane transport. Bases 1 to 1440 code for a protein of 479 amino acids. The transcript has 6 exons. NCBI's taxonomy places the organism in Eukaryota, Fungi, Ascomycota, Eurotiomycetes, Eurotiales, Trichocomaceae. The record is from RefSeq and is a predicted model, not a curated record. Gene Ontology annotation, molecular function: transmembrane transporter activity.